CCCAUGACUAUUUUCGGUCCGUGCAUUUAUUUGCAACACUUUCCUUUUCCAUAUGAUUUGAUUUCACAGUCCCUUCCUUUUGGAGGCGGCACGCAAUUGACGAUAAACGUAAUGAUCUCUUCCAGCUGUCGCUUUCCUCGCCACUAUAUAUACAUUCUCAGUCUCCAUUCCAUUCACCUAGAUAAACCAGAGCACAAGAGAAAGAAGAAGCAGAGAUGGAGGGAAUAGAGCACAGGACGGUCAAAGUCAACGGGAUCAACAUGCACGUAGCCGAGAAGGGUCAAGGCCCGGUGAUCCUCUUCAUCCACGGCUUCCCGGAGCUGUGGUACACCUGGAGGCACCAAAUCCAGGCCUUGGCCUCGCUCGGCUACCGAGCCGUGGCGCCGGACCUCCGCGGCUACGGCGACACGGACGCGCCCGCCGACCCGUCUAGCUACACGUACUUCCACGUGGUGGGUGAUCUGGUGGCGCUGUUGGACGCCGUAGCCGCGGAUCAGGAGAAGGUGUUCGUGGUCGGGCACGACUGGGGUGCGCUCAUCGCUUGGUAUUUUUGCCUGUUUCGGCCGGACCGGGUUAAGGCUCUGGUCAACAUGAGCGUGGCGUUCACUCCUAGAAAUCCUCAGAGGAAGACUCUUGAAACCUUGAGAGCUGUUUAUGGGGAUGACUAUUACAUGUGCAGAUUUCAGGAACCAGGAGAGAUUGAAGCUGAGUUUGCCCAGAUUGGUACUGCAAGAGUUAUGAAGGAAUUUCUAACAUAUCGCCAUCCUGGUCCACUUUUCCUGCCUAAAGGUAAAGGCUUUGGACAUCCCCCAGAUGCUCCAAUUCCCUUGCCAAGUUGGUUGUCUGAGGAUGAUGUUAACUACUAUGCCAGCUUCUUCGAGAAGACGGGAUUCACUGGUGGCAUAAAUUACUAUCGAAACUUGGAUCGAAACUGGGAACUGACGGCACCCUGGACUGGGGCUCAAAUAAAAGUUCCAGUUAAGUUCAUUGUGGGGGACCAAGACCUAGUUUAUAAUUCAGUAGGCGGCAAGGAUUUCAUACACAAAGGUGGUUUGAAGAAGUAUGUGCCGUUUCUAGAAGAGGUAGUCGUAAUGGAAGGAGUUGCCCAUUUUAUCAACGAAGAAAGGCCUAAAGAAAUUAGUGUACACAUCCAUGACUUCAUCAAGAAAUUCUAGUGAUGAUUGAGAUAUGCAUUUCAUUUCCCUGUGUUGUGUGUUGUCACUGUUGUGUGGUGUGUCUUGUACUCCGACUGGUGUUUCUAUUGUGCAUUUCUUGCCUGGUGCUUAAUUGCUAGCUGUUGCGGUCAAUUUCAUACCAUUCCUCGACUUGUUCUUACAGUUGUUUGUGUCUCGGUAAUAAUCGAAUAUAUAAUUUGGCAUUUCAUUUGUGUAA
This is a messenger RNA of Rosa rugosa (rugosa rose), 1392 nucleotides long. RefSeq lists its product as uncharacterized. Bases 216 to 1175 code for a protein of 319 amino acids. Gene Ontology annotation, molecular function: hydrolase activity. The record is from RefSeq and is a predicted model, not a curated record. Lineage: Eukaryota; Viridiplantae; Streptophyta; Magnoliopsida; Rosales; Rosaceae. The transcript has 3 exons.